GAACGUAUGCGGAAGUGAUGACGUUGUCGAUCGCUGUAUUGGUGCUGAAUGGAUACAGACUGGUUACAUUUAUGACACUUUAAAGUUGUUUGUUUGGCGUGAAAGCGGAUGAUGGGGUUUCGGUAAAUCCUGCUGCUCUGUGACAGCUCCUCGGAGUUCCCGAUAUUAACACCAGAAGGUGGAAGUCGCAAGCUACUAUUAGCUAAACAAUGCUAUUCUGUAUCCAGUGCUUUAGCUAGCCUCGGGCACAGUUAGCUAGUUAGCUAACUCUUUAAAUAGGCCACAGAAUUGAGGAAGAGGGGUGCACAAACUUUUAGACUUUCCCCCCAACAAAGGUAAUGGAUGACAAGUACAGCAGUAAUGUCAUUUCAGGUGGAAAACUGGGCCGAGUCGAAGUGCCUAAUGCCAGAUUGACCAGAUACAUUCUGUUGCUCUUCUUCACCAAGCUGUUAAAGGCUCUAGGAAUUUUUGAGUCGUACGACCUCCUCAAAGUCGUACAUAUCGUGCAGUUCCUCUUCAUACUUAAAUUUGGAUGUGCGGUGAUUUUACUUUUCUUUCAAAAGCCGUUCUCAUCAGGAAAAAUCGUCACCAAAAGACAGUGGAUCAAAAUUUUCAAGCAUGCCGUGAUCAGCUGUGUGAUCUCGCUCUUGGGAUUUUUUGGCCUGACGCUCUGUGGGCCGUUAAGGACGCUGCUGCUGUUUGAGCACAACGAUGUGGUGAUCAUCGCUUUCCUCACCGUCCUCUUCACCACCUCAGACGGAGGCCCUUCUAAGACGAGAGGUGCUGCGUUCUUCAUCAUCGCAGUGAUCUGUCUUUUGCUCUUCGAUAACGAUGACCUCAUGGCAAAGAUGGCCGAGCACCCCGAGGGACACCAUGACAGCGCUCUCACCCAUGCCUUAUACACAGGAAUUUCAUUUCUAGGUGUCGCGGAUCAUAAAGGAGGAGUUGUACUGUUAGUCCUGGCGCUGUGUAUGAAGGUGGCGUUCCACACGCAUUCCAGAAAGCUGUCACUGGAAAUCGGUGGAGCGAAGCGCCUGUACACUCUGUCCAAUUUGGUCGCUUCUGUGCUGCUGCUGCCCUGGGUGUUUGUGCUCUCUGCUACCACAGAGAGCAAGGUGGAGUCAUGGUCCAGCCUGAUCUUGCCUUUUGCCAUGAUUGUCUUCUCUGUGAUGAUCCUUGACUUCUAUGUGGAAUCUAUCUGCAUGAUGAAGCUUGAGGCCCCACGUUGCGCCCGCUAUGGCUCAUACUUCCUGUUUUUAAGUGGCCUGUUUCUGGCCAACUUCUGGACCCACCCGCUGACAGAUCAGCUGCGGACCAUGAGGAUGCCUGGCCAGCAAUCCAGCACUGAACAUGUGCUGUCCGGAGGAGUGCUGGUCAGCGCCUGCUUCUUUCUCAUGUCUGACAGCAUCUUGUCCUCCCCCUCAAAGAAAGGGCAGAAGGGAACGCUGGUGGGAUAUUCGCCCGAAGGAACGCCUCUGUAUAACCUUAUGGGCGACGCUCUGCAGCACAGCUCUCAGUCUCUCCCUCGCUUCAUCAAAGACUCGCUCAAGCAGAUCCUGGAGGAGUAUGAUUCCAGACAGAUCUUCUACUUCCUGUGCCUUAACUUGGCCUUCACAUUUGUGGAGCUUUUCUAUGGCGUAUGGACCAACAGCCUCGGGCUGAUCUCAGACGGCUUCCACAUGCUAUUCGACUGCUCCGCGUUGGUCCUCGGACUCUUCGCCGCUCUCAUGACCAGAUGGAAAGCGACAAGAAUAUACUCUUAUGGGUAUGGCCGUGUUGAGAUCCUCUCAGGGUUCGUUAACGGAUUGUUCCUUAUGGUCAUAGCCUUUUUUGUGUUUGUGGAGUCACUUUCCAGGCUAAUCGACCCUCCUAACAUCAACACCGUCAUGCUAGCGCCAGUGUCAGUGGGUGGCCUGAUUGUUAACCUUUUGGGCAUCUGCGCUUUUAGCCACGCCCACUCCCACGGGGCCUCGAAGAGCACCUGCUCGGGUCACGAGCAUGGUCAUUCACACCAUGGUCAUGCGCACGGAGACCACGGACACGGAGGUCACGGGCACAGCCACGGAGGUCACGGUCACUCUCACGGCCAUGGGCACUCCCACGGCGGUGGAGGAAGUGGCAUGAACACUAACAUGAGAGGAGUCUUCCUGCACGUGCUGGCUGACACGCUAGGCAGCAUCGGAGUCAUCAUAUCAACAGUUCUGAUAAAUCAGUUCGGCUGGCUGAUAGCAGACCCCAUAUGCUCUUUGUUCAUUGCCGUACUGAUCUUCCUCAGCGUCAUCCCCCUGCUGAAGGACUCUUGCGAAGUUCUUUUGCUGAGAACGCCACCUGAAAACGAGAAGGAGCUCAACUUUGCCCUCGAAAAGAUCCAAAAAAUCGAAGGCGUCUUGUCUUACCGUGACCCGCACUUCUGGAGGCAUUCUGCUAACGUCCUUGCCGGCACCAUUCACCUACAAAUCGUAUCCGAUGUUGUGGAGCAGAGAAUUAUUCAGCAGGUGACUACGGUGCUGAAAGAUGCAGGUGUGAAUAAUCUGACUCUCCAAGUGGAGAAGGAAGCUUAUUUCCAGCACAUGUCAGGUCUCAGCACAGGAUUCCAUGAGGUCCUGGCAAUGACGCAGCGGAUGGAGACGAUGAAAUAUUAUAAAGAUGGCACAUGUAUUAUGUAAAAAUAUACUAAUAGAUGUAAAUGUUUUUUUUUUUUUUCUUCCUUGUAAAUAAAACUUUUAAGAAAAA
Messenger RNA from Silurus meridionalis, 2733 nucleotides. RefSeq names its product solute carrier family 30 member 5 (gene slc30a5). The record is from RefSeq and is a predicted model, not a curated record. NCBI's taxonomy places the organism in Eukaryota, Metazoa, Chordata, Actinopteri, Siluriformes, Siluridae. The transcript is spliced from 16 exons. Gene Ontology annotation, biological process: transmembrane transport; zinc ion transport; intracellular zinc ion homeostasis. Gene Ontology annotation, cellular component: membrane; Golgi apparatus. Gene Ontology annotation, molecular function: zinc ion transmembrane transporter activity. The coding region runs from base 339 to 2666 and encodes 775 amino acids.